This is a messenger RNA of Acanthopagrus latus (yellowfin seabream), 3940 nucleotides long. It is a transcript of the gene csf1rb, whose product is annotated as colony stimulating factor 1 receptor, b. Bases 26 to 3157 code for a protein of 1043 amino acids. The record is from RefSeq and is a predicted model, not a curated record. NCBI's taxonomy places the organism in Eukaryota, Metazoa, Chordata, Actinopteri, Spariformes, Sparidae. The transcript has 21 exons. Gene Ontology annotation, cellular component: CSF1-CSF1R complex; signaling receptor complex. Gene Ontology annotation, molecular function: macrophage colony-stimulating factor receptor activity; ATP binding; cytokine binding. Gene Ontology annotation, biological process: positive regulation of kinase activity; osteoclast differentiation; protein phosphorylation.
AGUCACCAGAGACAGAAAGAGAAAGAUGAAGAUUUAUUUUGUGGUGCUGUCGAUCGCCCUCAGUGGCUGCUACCCUGCCAAAGAGCCUCCCGAUCCUCCACUGGUCCAACUGAACUCUGACUUCCUGCCAAACCAAACUGAGGUGGUUCUGACAGCCAGUGCCCCCUUCACCCUCCGUUGUCAUGGUAACAGCUCGGUCCGAUGGUCCUCUACUGCGUUCAGUCUGAUGUACGAUGACAGUCUGCAGGAUCUGGUGCAAGUACAGAGGUCAAACCCCAGGCACACCGGGACGUACCGCUGUGGGUACACCAACCAGAGCCUGGAACACCUGUACACGUGGAUCCACCUGUAUGUCAAAGAUCCUGCUCGCCCCAACAGCGUUUUCGUCACAUCGCGCAGAACCCCUCAUGUCAAGGAAGACCAGGACUUCCUAUUCAGGUGUCUGCUAACCGACCCGUUAGUCACUAACCUCACCCUCCAAUCAGAGGGCAGCAAUGGGGGAAGGGGGCGGGGCCUGCCCCAAGGCAUGAAUGUGACUUUUGAUCCCAAGAGAGGAGCCUUGAUCCGAGACCUGCAGAGGUCAUUCAAUGGACGCUACUUUUGCUCAGGCUGGAAGGACGGACAGCAGUUCAAAUCUGAAGCUGUCGACCUGCGGGUGGUCCCCAGGUUGCGUCAUCCUCCCUCAGUGUCUGUCAGUCAGGCUGUUGUGGUCCUUCUGGAAGGAGAGAAGUUUGAGGUCACCUGUAUGAGCAGUAACCCCAACCAUUUCCACAACCUCACCUGGACAGACCCGAGCAAAAAGCCACUAAAACUUCCUGUUAACCGUAAACCGUUUGAUGGCCGUCAUUACCUGGAAAGCACCCUGAGGAUCUCUGCUGUCAGUCAGAUACACAGUGGAACCUACACAUGUACAGCUAUCAAUGAUGCUGGAGUCGCCACGGCAACCACACAGCUCAGAGUUCUAGAUGGCCCCUACCUGUGGAUCUACCUGCAGCCAAUGCAGCAGGCUAACACUAACAACGAGACCACAGGAGUCAACAAGGACCUGGUUUCUAACAUUAGCAGCAUGCCAAUGAAGAUGCAAGGACAUCUUGAGGCUAAAAUUGGCAGUGGUUCACUAGAAGUGAACAAGGAACUAAUCGUUAAUGUUAGCACCAAUAAAAUUGAUGCAAAUGAGGAUAGCAGUGUUAAUAUCAGCGGCAGCAGCAUGAUGGAGGUCUAUGAAGGUCAAGAUGUGAUGCUGACCUUGGUGAUAGAGUCAUAUCCUCCAAUCAUGAACCAGAGCUGGACGACACCAACAAAGGUCAAGAACAACAACAACAUGGUGUACCAGGAGACCUACACCGCUAACGGCUACAGGUCGGAAGCCAGUUUGCUGUUGCGGCGAGUUCGUCAGGAGGAUCGAGGUCAAUACUCAUUCCACUUCUCCAACUCGUUCUUUAGCGGCUCACAUAACAUCGACCUCCAAAUUUACUGUUCUCCGAGUGCUGUAGUCAGUGUGGAGAAUGACACUCUGACCUGCAGAAGCUCUGGAUAUCCAUUACCCAUAAUCCUCUGGUACACCUGCCCAGGAUUCCAGGACACGUGCGGAGACAUCUCAGCCUACCAGGUUUCCCCAGCUGAUGUGAUCUCACAGGAGGAUGAGGAGGAAGUCAGAAUACACCUGACCCUUCCGCUGUCGGCUGGUGGUGAUGUCACUGUGGAGUGUGUCGCUUACAACGACAGGGGAGAGUCUCGUGAAAUCUUUAAUCCUCGACAACCCAAAAUAUUCUUCACACAGCCUCUGAUUGGAGCUUUGAGUGCUGCAGCUGUACUUCUCUUGCUUUUAUUGGUCGUGUUUUACAAGUGGAGACAGAAACCGAAAUAUGAGAUUCGUUGGAAGAUCAUCGAGAGCACAGACGGAAACAACUACACCUUUGUUGACCCCACCCAGCUGCCGUACAACCACAAGUGGGAGUUUCCCAGAGACAAACUCCGCCUUGGUGCUGUUUUGGGUUCGGGGGCCUUUGGAAAAGUCGUGGAAGCAACAGCAUACGGUCUGGGGAAGGACAACGACAUCACACGGGUCGCCGUCAAGAUGCUCAAACCGAGCGCUCUCUCCGUGGAACGUGAAGCUUUGAUGUCGGAGCUGAAGAUCCUCAGCCAUCUUGGUUACCAUGACAACAUUGUAAACCUGUUGGGCGCCUGCACUCAAGGAGGCCCCAUGUUGAUGAUCACAGAGUACUGUAGCCAUGGCGACUUACUCAACUUCUUACGGGCUCAUGCUCAGGACUUCAUGGAGUCCUUUUUGAGUGUUGAUGAAGUGGAGGGGGAGGCUUUCUAUAAGAACAUGGCCGCCCAGCAUGCACGGCUCAGGAGUGACAGUGGUAUCUCCUGCUCCUCAGACUAUCAGGAGAUGCAGCCAGUUCUGAGUCCAGGACAAACAAACCUGGGUGUUCAGACAGGCAGUCUGUCUGUUGGUGACCUCAUGAGGUUUUCCCACCAGGUGGCUCAGGGUCUGGACUUUCUGUCCACCAGGAAUUGUAUCCACAGAGACGUAGCAGCGAGGAACGUCCUGCUGACUGAUCAUUGUGUUGCAAAGAUCUGUGACUUCGGUUUGGCCCGAGACAUCCGCAACGACGACAGCUACAUCGUACAGGGAAAUGCUCGUCUACCUGUGAAGUGGAUGGCUCCAGAGAGCAUCUUUCAGUGUGUUUACACCAUCCAGAGUGACGUCUGGUCCUACGGAGUCUUACUGUGGGAGAUCUUCUCUCUGGGUAAGAGCCCCUAUCCAAACGUUGUUGUGGAUACCCACUUUUACAAGAUGAUCAAAGAUGGCGGCCACAUGAAUCAGCCAGACUUCGCUCCAGCAGAGAUGUAUCAGCUGAUGACGCACUGCUGGAGUUUGGAGCCCACAGACAGACCAACCUUUAAAGUGAUCGCUCAGCUCAUUAACAGGCUCCUCCCCUCCACCAGUGACACGUCACCAUAUUACGGUGACCAGAUGUACAGGAACAUCGAUGAGUGCAGAGAAGAAGAAGAAGAAGAAGAAGAAGAGGAAGAAGAAGAGAUCACAGGCAGAAACACAAUGAAGAGAGGAGAAGAAGAGGAGCGCCGUGACGACAGUGAUGAUAAGGAGGAGGAGUCAGUGAUGAGGAACAUCUACCAGCUGUCCUGAUCCUCCCCUCGAGUCAAAAUGCAUGUCCGUUUCUCAUGUUCGUCUCCACUGUCUGUUCAAACAUUCAGAGUGAACAACAUGAAAACACCUCAACUGUCAAAAACGAUGUUGAUGAAGGUUCUCAGUCAUCCAGGUCAUGAUAAUUAAGUGCUAAUACAUAGGCAACUGGACUUGUUUCAAUUUCUUGAAGACAAGGAUACAACUGUGUCAACACAGAUGAGUCUUCCUGGACCACAAACCAAACUUUGCGUUAUUUUCUUUUUUUUCAUGGAGGUGCUAUGCCAAAGUAUUGUUUUUCAUUCACAUAUUCUCAGAUUUUGUUUAUUCAUGCAAAACCUUUUCCCUGUACAUUGAUCCUUUGUAAGAUGUCAUUCUUAUUCUAAAUGUAGUGUUUAUUAGUAUUGUAAAAAUAGAUUUGAAUCGGCUUCGUAAAACCAGAACUAUGCAAAUGCAGCACAAUAUGACCUCUUAUUGACAUCACUCAAGGUCAUAAAAUCUACAGAGCAAAUGAUCUUAAAGGUCAGAUAUCAAAUUCAAAUACAGGAACAACACAGCAGGGACACUGACUGGAUCCGUCUGAUCAGGUCUCAACUUUGAUUACAGCGACUUAAAGAGAGUUUGAUUUUGUAUUUUUUUAAACUUUAAAUUUCAGUGUUUGAUCUUUUUUAAUCCACAGUUUCUCCUCUGUGAUUGAUCUGAAGUGUGAUUCUUAUUUUUUGUAUUUUUGCUGUCACUUUUGUAAAAAAAAGUUUCUAAAAAAAAGAAUAAAAAAUAAAUACAAAC